AGCUUGCAACCGAAUCGAGGGUGACCACAACGCCGACCAAAUCAUGACCCGGCAGGCUGUGCACGCCGCCGUAUGGCGCGCUACGCCAGCCGCCGCCCAAUGCCUCGGCGGGAGCCUCAAUGUCAGCAUCAACGUCAACAGACGGGCAGCUCGCGCGGCUUUCUCCACGACAGCAGCACAGUCCGAAGACCGCCCCAGCGGCCGCCAGCGCUCCGAGGCCGCAGCCCAGAAGAUCGCCAUGCUAGGCAAUAAGCAGAUGAAUGCGCAGAGCGGGCAGUUAGAAUCAGCUGGUCCCAUGAGCCGAGAACGUCCAUCGCAACCGCGGGCCAAGGGCCCCAUCGAUGCCCGCGCUCUGAGCGCUACUUCCAAACCGCUGGGCUCUGGCGGUCUCGUCGCGCCCAAGAUUCUCAAUCUACGCAGCAUCCGCGGCAUGGGCGGUGCGCGCUUCGCCGGGCCCGGGCGUGGAGCAGGGCCGGGAGAGCAAGCGGGGCCCGGCCGCACGACACGGUUCGGGUCCGGGGGGUUUGGAGUCCGCGGUGGCAGACUUGGAGGCGCAGCGGGCGGCAGAGCCGGGCUAGGAAGAAGCGGAGGAAGACCCUCCGGAAUGCGAAGGACGCGGAGCAAGGGGGCAAAGCCACGCGACGAGGGCGGAAAGGACGACGAAGCGGACAGGAACUGGAAGAAGCUGACGCCCGAGGAAAAGGCCAUCGUGGACCGGCUUGAGAAGGGCGAGGAGGUGCGGUUCGACCCCAAGCUGACGCUCGACUCGCUGAGCGGGUACGGCGCGGCCAUCGCGUCCGACUCUCCGCUGGGCCAGGUCGAGACGGCCAUCCGCGAGAUGCGCGUCAUGACGGGCGGCAUGGCCUUCAACGCCGACUCGGGUGGCGUCACGGCCGACAUCACGGCCAUCUUGAAGCGCUACGAGAAGAAGCAGCCCAUCUUUGUGCACAGCACGGCCGAAAAGGAGUGGAUUGAGAGAGCCAAGCCAAAGCACCACCUCGUCGGGCCCAAACCUGAGAUUAAGAAGGCCAUUAUCGAAACCGCCAUUCGCGGCAAGUACGAGCAGCCGCCCGGGUUCGCUCCGAUAGGCGAUCCUAAGGCGGCCGUCGCCAACUACGUCAGCCGCACCUUUACCUACAGGGCGACAGAUUCAGAAAAGUUUAUGAACAAGCUUGCUUCUCUGCUGCCGGCCGCUGCGGCCGGUGGAAAGCCGGCUUCCCAGGCCAAGCAGGCUUGAUGGAGACGGGAAGGGGGUGGUUUGAGGGAAAGGCCCGCUGCGCAUGUAGGCUCCGAUUGUCGUGAGCCUAGUGUGCAUCCCAUACUGUAACAAUACACGUCCUAAGUUGUUCAUUUUACACUGCUAGUUGUAUUGUACAAAGGCAUCUAUCCAUAUACAGACGGUUUACCUUG
Molecule: messenger RNA, 1410 nt
Organism: Canariomyces notabilis
Lineage: Eukaryota; Fungi; Ascomycota; Sordariomycetes; Sordariales; Chaetomiaceae
Exons: 1
Coding region: 44-1237 (397 amino acids)
Source: RefSeq, a predicted model, not a curated record